Molecule: messenger RNA, 2023 nt
Organism: Exophiala viscosa
Lineage: Eukaryota; Fungi; Ascomycota; Eurotiomycetes; Chaetothyriales; Herpotrichiellaceae
Product: benzoate 4-monooxygenase
Exons: 2
Coding region: 233-1777 (514 amino acids)
Molecular function (GO): heme binding; oxidoreductase activity, acting on paired donors, with incorporation or reduction of molecular oxygen; monooxygenase activity
Source: RefSeq, a predicted model, not a curated record
CUCUUCACUUCCCGUCCUCUUUUACCGGCUUACUUUGAUCUGACCGUUCACUGCCGCCGCCAUAUCUCAUCAUCGCCGUAGUUUCUGGGCACCAAUCACUGGCCAGGCAUUCCCACUCCUCGGUCGGCAUGCUCUGAGACCGAGUCUGCUGCUUAAAAAGGGCUCUCGUCACUCACAAACCAUACAUAUCUGACCCGAGAAAGACGGCUGUACAAUAAACCAGCUCAACAAGAUGUUUCUUAGCUCCAUUGUCUCGCCUUGGACACUCCUACUCCUCCCCGUCCUCUAUUUCGUCUUACCAUAUAUCCGAAAUUGGAGCCUUCUCAAAGUCCCCGGUCCUCUACCAGCAGCUCUGACGAAUUUAUGGUUGAUGUACCAAUGUCGACGUGGACGUAGAUACCAAGCAGUCAACGAUCUACACAAGAAGUACGGCAAAGUCGUACGGAUCCAGCCCAACCACGUCUCCAUUGCAGACGACUCGGCCAUUCCUAUCAUAUACGGCCAUGGCAAUGGUUUCUUGAAGAGCGAGUACUACGACGCUUUCGUCUCAAUUCAACGCGGGCUAUUCAACACGCGCGACCGAGUCGAACACACGCGCAAGCGUAAGGUGGUAUCUCACACCUUCUCCGCCAAAUCAAUCGGACAAUUCGAGCAGUACAUCCAUGCCAACCUCGAACUGUUCGUGCGCAAAUGGACCGACCUCUCUCAAAACCGCGCGAACCCGUCGACAGGCUACGCCUCGAUCGACGCCCUCCACUGGUUCAAUUACCUCGCCUUCGACAUCAUAGGGGAUCUGGCGUUCGGCACACCUUUCGGCAUGCUCGAGCGCGAGAAGGACUACGCCGAGAUCCGCAAGUCUCCUGACGCACCGCCCGCAACAGCCCCAGCCAUCGAAGUGCUUAACCGCAGAGGCGAAGUCUCAGGGACAUUGGGGUGUUUGCCACAAUUAAAGCCCUACGCGAAGUACCUUCCCGACCCGUUCUUCAGCAAGGGCGUCGAAGCUGUUGAGAACCUCGCGGGUAUCGCCAUUGCGCGGGUUAAACAGCGCCUCGACAACCCCAAUACCGACCGUGUGGAUUUGUUGGCCAGGUUGAUGGAAGGGAAAGACGCCAAGGGUGAGAAAUUAGGUCGCGAGGAGUUGACUGCUGAAGCACUUACCCAACUCAUUGCGGGGAGCGACACGACUAGUAACACCGCCUGCGCGAUACUGUACUACGUCGUUCGUACCCCUGGAGUCCUACAAAAUCUGCAGAAGGAACUCGAUGCCAACAUCCCACCUGGUGUACCUACCUACGAACAGGUCAAAAAUUUGGACUAUGUACAGUGGGUUAUUGACGAAACGAUGCGCAUUCACAGCACCAGUUCUUUGGGCUUGCCGCGCCUGGUACCCGCCGCGACCCCUGAAAAUCCGAACCCUCAACCCAUUGAGAUCUUGGGGUACUCUUUCCCGCCUGGCACGGCGCUUAGUGUACCUAGCUACACGAUCCAUCAUAGCACAGAGAUCUGGGGCGCUGAUGCGGAUGACUUUGUGCCUGAGAGGUGGAGCGAAAAGAGACUUACGGCAAGGCAGAAGGAGGCGUUCAUUCCGUUCUCGACGGGGCCUAGAGCUUGUGUGGGACGGAAUGUCGCGGAGAUGGAGUUGAAGUGUAUGGUUGGUACGGUGUUCAGGAACUUUGAGUUCAGGGAUGAGCAUGAUGGACCGAUGGAGACGCGGGAGGGGUUUUUGAGGAAGCCUUUGGGAUAUAACGUUGGAUUGAGAUUGAGGAAGGGACUUUGAAUUGCAUACAUGGGCUUGGAAUGAAAGUUUGGACAAAGAUGCAUUCUGCAUGGAUGGAGGCGGAUUCUUGAUGUGAUAUAUCUCCUUGGAGUGUACAUGACAUUGGACUGGACAAAAUUGACAAGGGGCUCAUUGGUGUCGACGACGAAGGUGUAUUGUGUACAGGUGCGAGAUUGUCGUGGCCUCUUCUCGGCUCUCCUCGGAUUAUUUUAUGGCUGCUGAAAGCCGUGUUUAUUGUGACUGCUG